GAGUGGGCGGCCGCUAAGGGUAGUUAGGAGUCUGGAGUCGUGAGCCGGAGUCAGAACUGCGUCUCGCGACCCAGGCGCCGGUUUCCGGAGGAGAGCCAGCAAGCGAUGCUGCCGCUGCCGUUUCCUGAUUGGUUGUGGGUGGCUACCUCUUCGUUCUGAUUGGCCGCUAGUGAGCAAGAUGCUGAGCAAGGGUCUGAAGCGGAAACGGGAGGAGGAGGAGGAGAAGGAACCUCUGGCAGUCGACGCCUGGUGGCUAGAUCCUGGCCACGCAGCGGUGGCACAGGCACCCCCGGCCGUGGCCUCUAGCUCCCUCUUUGACCUCUCAGUGCUCAAGCUCCACCACAGCCUCCAGCAGAGUGAGCCGGACCUGCGGCACCUGGUGCUGGUGGUGAACACUCUGCGGCGCAUCCAGGCGUCCAUGGCACCCGCAGCUGCCCUGCCACCUGUGCCCAGCCCACCUGCAGCCCCCAGUGUGGCUGACAACUUACUGGCAAGCUCGGACGCUGCCCUGUCAGCCUCCAUGGCCAGCCUCCUGGAGGACCUCAGCCACAUUGAGGGCCUGAGUCAGGCUCCCCAACCACUGGCAGACGAGGGGCCACCAGGCCGUAGCAUCGGGGGAGCAGCGCCCAGCCUAGGUGCCUUGGACCUGCUGGGCCCAGCCACUGGCUGUCUACUGGACGAUGGGCUCGAGGGCCUGUUUGAGGAUAUUGACACCUCUAUGUAUGACAAUGAACUUUGGGCACCAGCCUCUGAGGGCCUCAAACCAGGCCCUGAGGAUGGGCCGGGCAAGGAGGAAGCUCCGGAGCUGGACGAGGCCGAACUGGACUACCUCAUGGAUGUGCUGGUGGGCACACAGGCACUGGAGCGGCCGCCGGGGCCAGGGCGCUGAGCCCUCGUGCUGGGAUGGUUGUCUGGUAUCUGAACUGAGCUUGCUGGCUGGACCAACUGUCCUCGAAAAGACACAGCUGGCUUCUCUAGUACAGAGAACAGGGCUUGGGCCACUUUGGAGAGACAGAAUCCAGUCCUGGGCAACUUCACAUCCGUCCUCCUGUCUCAGGGCUGGCAGGGGAGCCUGGGAUUACCCCCUAGUGAUGGAAUGACAGGGUCUGGUGGGGACUGAAUUCCCUGGCCCUGGGGUCAUAGCUUGGGCUGUUCCUUCUCUGAUAUGGGAAGAGACCCCAAUCAGAUUUUUCAAAUUAAAGCCAGUCCUGAGAAAUCUCAAA
Symphalangus syndactylus (siamang) is the source of this 1223-nucleotide messenger RNA. RefSeq names its product SERTA domain containing 1 (gene SERTAD1). Gene Ontology annotation, cellular component: nucleus. The record is from RefSeq and is a predicted model, not a curated record. Gene Ontology annotation, molecular function: transcription regulator activity. NCBI's taxonomy places the organism in Eukaryota, Metazoa, Chordata, Mammalia, Primates, Hylobatidae.